Amphiprion ocellaris (clown anemonefish) is the source of this 9437-nucleotide messenger RNA. RefSeq names its product galactose-3-O-sulfotransferase 4 (gene gal3st4). Lineage: Eukaryota; Metazoa; Chordata; Actinopteri; Pomacentridae. The transcript is spliced from 3 exons. Gene Ontology annotation, molecular function: galactosylceramide sulfotransferase activity. Bases 3200 to 5050 code for a protein of 616 amino acids. Gene Ontology annotation, biological process: glycolipid biosynthetic process. The record is from RefSeq and is a predicted model, not a curated record. Gene Ontology annotation, cellular component: membrane.
CUACUCCCGUCUCUCUCUCCACCUCCGUCUCUCCCACUCUCUGUACUCGGUAUGUCUUGACCGUCAGCCGAACAGCCAGCAGAGCUCUCGGAAUAUUUGUAGUACGGCGCGGUGAGGACUAGAAGCUUUGUUGUCUGCAUCAGGCGGAUCCGGGCUCCUCUCUGCGGCUCCAUGGCCUAAAUCUGGACCGGCGGUGGAUCCGCUGCAUCUGAAGCCUUCGAGAUGCCCCGAGGUCUCUGCAGCUGCACAACAACACCGUCACCGGCCCGGGGACACAGCUAUGUUUUUCAGACGGAGAGCCAGGUAACGUUGGAUAAGCUAGCAGAAGCCGUCAAAGUGGGAGUCGGAAGGGGGAGAGAAGAAAAGUCCAGGUGAAACCCGGAGGACGUUCGUCUACCGAGCGGUGAUGCAGUGAUUGUGGUGAACUGGAGGCGGCUGUAAAUGUGCAGGGAGAGGAGAGGCUGUGGGUGGAGGAUGGCUGGAGGAUGGCUGGAGGGGCUCGUUCACAUGCGAAGGCCUGUCUGAAUAUUUAUUCGCUCUAUCUGCGGGAUCCAUUGGUGUCUUUUUGUCCGUGUGUGUGUCUGGGUGUGUUGUGUAGUGGGAAGCUGCGUUGGAGGCUGAAUGCCUCUUUGUGUAGCGGUGGGGACUGUGGGGUGGUGGCCGCUGCUCGCCGCACAUCGCUGCUAUUGUGUGAUCGUCGCCUCUGAAGCUGCGAUGGCUCCUCUGCUGUCCAGAUGUUCUGCUGUGCUUCAUCACAGGGCCGAUCAGUUCCUUCCAGGCCGCAGUAAAAACACAGGAGCCUGUAUGUUCCCAGUUAUUUUGAACCCUGAUGGGACAUACUGCCCGAUCAAACCGUGCAUUGUAGUCUGUUCACUAACACCAGCCUUCGCAGACAAUUUUUGUUUUUUCAGUUUAUCAUUAUUAUUAUUUUACAUACUAAACAUUAAUAGUACUUUUUAUGCGAUCUCAUUAGGACAGCCACAAACAAUAACUUCAUUUUUAAAAUUCUAUUUAUUUUACAAUAAAUCAUGUAAUUAUUGAAUUUUAAAAUGUUUCUCAUCGUAGUAAAACAGCCCAGAGUGUAAGAUGACCAGUUUUUGUCCCUUUCAAAGAGUACAGCAACACCUCUUUACUCUUACUUUAAUCAGUAAGCUGUUACCACUUGUUUAAGUAGUUUCUGUGAAAGAAGAAUUUAAUAAAUAUAUGUUAUUGUUUUGUGUAAAAUAUAUACUUUUUUGAAGAAAACACUGUCCUAACAAGUUAACAGGUUCCAAAGAAUGGACUCUUAAUAGGGAAAUCUCCUGUAUUCACAUCCCAGCAGCACAAUUUAAAGUCUGCCAAUCUCCCACUCAAAGCACUUCUAGACUACUGAGAGCAGAGGUAUAGUUGAUCUCUGUAAUGUCUAUAUUAGCAAAAAAUUCCUUGUGCAGAGCCUCUCCCUGUCUCUCGGGUUUGACGUUCUAGGAAGAGAAUCUGCAGCAUCUGUAGGAAAUACGUUCUUGGAAUUGUAAUAUUGUGGUAAAACAGAAUAGAUUCAGUUUGUCAUGUUCUUAGUGCGCAGUCAUAGUAGGGUUGCAUUGACACAGGGGUCCAGACUAACUUUUCACUGGUUCCCGGUGGUGGAAGGAGUUACCAGACUGUUCGAUCUGCAGAGUCUUCCGCAGUCUUAAAGAAAGGACUAAAAACCCAGCUCUUCACUGAACACCUUUGCACAUAACAAACUUAAAAAAAAAAAAAAAAAAAAAAUCGUAUUGCGUCUGUACUGCCUGUAGACACCAUGGUGCUAUUAUCACAUUUGAACUUGUUUUAAGGCUCUUAUACAGGUUGUUUUCUCCUGACUUGAUCCUUGCUUGUGUUGUAUCUCCUCUUAGAUGUAUGUCGCUUUGGAUAAAAGCAUCUGCUAAAUGAAAUUGUAGAAUUCUAACACAUAAUUCUUUCUGGUAUUAAUCAACCUUGCAUGCUGAUGAGUGAUGUCUUGAUUUGCCCCAGUUUUGCAUUGAUUUGAAGACUGUCAGUGAAUUUAUAUUCAAGUUUACUAUGUACAAAGUUUUCUACGUGCAGAGGAGCAUUUUAAUGAUCACAGUUGAUCUUGUUCAUUUAAUUGUUAGAAGCCAAAAUCAUGGUCGCAAUAAAAAAAUGAAGUAAAAGUUGAAGCGGGCUGCACAGUAGCUCAGUGGUUAGCACUGUCGCCUCACAGCUAGAAGAUCCCCGAGCCUGGGAUCUUUCUGCAUGUACGGUAGUUUGCAUGUUCUCCCUGUGCAGUGUGGGUUUUCUCUGGGUUCUCCGGCUUCCUCCCACAGUCCAAAAACAUGCUGAGGUUAAUUGAUGAUUGUAAAUUGUGUGUAGGUGUGAAUGUGAGUGUGACUGUUUGUCUCUUAUUUAGCCUUGUCAUAGGCUGGUGACCUGUCCAGGAUGUCCCCUGCCUAAGUCAGCUGGGAUAGACUCCAGCCCCCCCUGACCCUAAUAUGGGUCAUAAUAUGGGAGUCUUACUUCUCUAUUAACAGCACUCACCACAGUGACCUAACCCCUGGAUUUAGGCAUCAAGCAGUCUCUUUCUCCUGUCUCAUGCCUUAAAAGACAAGUUUGCCUUAAGCACAUCAUACUCAGCUCAGAUUUGGCAUUUUUUUUCUCUCUUUGCUACUAUACUGUGUUAUACUAUAACACAUGAAAUUGCUUCAUAUCUGGAACAAGAUGUUAAGAAAACAUUUUUUUAUAAUGUCAUGGUAAACAUUUCACUUAUUGUGUAAAAAUAUGUUUUUUUUUCCAAUAGGAUUUGACAAGGAAAGAUAUGUUAAAAUAAAUUUAGUCCUGUCAACUGUCAAGCACCAUAUCUUUAUCUUAAAUAUCAGAAGAUAAGUUUACCAGAAAUAUAAUGGCAAGAAAACUUGAUUCUGAACAAGUCAUGACAGAGUCUAAGGAAUGCAGGAGGUUGUGUCUGCAUAUUUUUAGACUGCUUUCCUCUUCGUGAUGAUGAUAAUGCCUUAGUCAUGUUGUCUUAUGACUCACCCAGAUCUCUCACUCUCUCUAUCCCUCUUUUUGCCCCUGUAACCUUCCCCCACCCCACUUUUCUCUCUCACACUAUGCCCUUCUCUUUAUUGCCUUGUUUUUACAUAACAUCAUCACGCUUUGUCUCUCGCCUUAAUCCACUUAACAUCACCUCUCCUUCCCCGCAUCCUUUUGUCCCUCUAUUCUUCAUUCUAUGCUCUAUGCUUUAUUCUAUGCACUCUAUGUUUCUUUUACUUUAUUCCCUCUUUCAUUAUCAUUUUCUGACUUCACUCAUUCUAUUGCCUUUUCUGCAUAUCAUCCUCCACUCUCUAUGUUCCUUUCUCUCUGUGAUCCACCAUUUUCUUUCUCACCAUCUUUGUUUCUCUUCUUAAUCCCCUUCUUUGCCCUAUCAACUGCCUCCAUCCAUCCAUCCAUCCAUCCAUCCAUCCAUCCAUCCAUCCAUCCAUCCAUCCAUCCAUCCAUCCAUCCAUCCAUCCAUCCAUUCAUCCAUCUUCACGUUGCCUCUUCCACUUGUCCUUCUAGGAUGUUGCGAUGGCUAGUGUGUGGUCGUUUGGGUCCAGUUUGGAUGUGGAAAGCACUGCUGCUAUUUGCGGCAAUUGCUUUCGCCGGGCAGCUGCUGGGAGUCAUCUUCAACAAGGGUGUCCAGCCAGCUGCUCACUCCAUCUUCUCAUCCCCUGAUGCUCAGGGGCCCUCUCUAGGCUCCUGUCAGCCUCAUACCCACAUCAUGUUUCUCAAGACCCACAAGACAGCCAGCAGCACGGUACUCAACAUGCUCUACCGAUUUGGAGAGGAGCGCAACCUCCGCUUCGCCCUGCCAUUGGGCUACCAGCUGGGCUACCCGCUGCCCUUCAAUGCACACAGGGUCAAAGGCUAUCGAGGUCCCAGAGCCAUAGAGUUUCACAUAAUGGGCAAUCACAUGAGAUUUAAUAAGCUGGAGGUGGAGAAGGUGAUGCCUGCAGACACAUUCUACUUCUCCAUUAUCAGGGACCCAGUCGCUCUAGCUGAGUCUUCCUUUGCCUAUUUUAAAGAGGUAGCACCUGCUUUUCGGAAAGCCAAAGGCUUGGGUGACUUUGCUGAUGACCCAAGGAAAUACUAUGACCCUCGUCUACGCAACAAUCACUACUCCCGCAACCUGCUGUGGUUUGACUUUGGCAUGGACCAUAAUGCUAAUUUCUCCAUGGCACUGGCUCAGCGUGGUGAGGCCAUGAUUCGUCGGACCUUCAAGCUGAUUCUGGUGUCUGAGUACUUUGACCAGUCCAUGAUCCUGCUGAGACAUGCACUGUGCUGGCCGCUGGAUGCUGUAGUCUCAUUCAGCCUUAAUGCUCGGCAGCAGAAGCCCAUUAGCACUGGGGGGAUGAGUGGGAACUGGGUGGGCAAAGCGGCAGCUGCAGCUGCUAUUGGUGUUAGAGCUGGAUAUUCACAACCCAAGACACCGCCCAAUCUAUCACUAACAGAGGAUCAGCGAGAGAAGCUACGACAAUGGAAUGCCUUAGAUUGGUACCUAUACAAAGUCUUCAAUCGGACCUUCUGGGAGGAAAUUGACAGGUUUGGUCGUGCCCAGAUGGAGCAAGAAAUGACUCUUCUCAGGAUGCGGCGAGAAGAUCUAGCCCGGGUCUGUCUCAGGGAUGGUGGAAAGCCUGUGGAGGCACAACGGAUCCGAGACAAAAAUAUCAGGCCCUACCAGAGUGGAUUAGUGAAGAUUCUUGGCUAUGAGCUCCAGCCAGGGUUGGACAAUAUAACUAUGAUGGCCUGUCUGAGGAUGAUCAGACCCGAGAUCCAAUACAAAGAUGUGUUGGAUACUAAACAGUUUCCACGGGUUCCUGCUGUCCAGGCUCAGUCAGGGCAACUGAGCCAGGGGCUGAUGGCAGCAGCCGGUGGCACUUUUUUAAGACAGGAUUCUUCCAGGACAGGAGAGAAAGUGGUCAGGGGAGAGGCCGUAGGGAGGACAUUGGAGGAAGGGGAGAAAGACUGGGAUGGAAGCCGUUUAAUGAGGAGCAACCAGACUGAUACGACCACAAGGAAGAGAAAGGUUGAGAUAGUUUGAGGAGAGUUUCCUUCGUAAAUAUGGUACUUUAAGUCUUUGAAAAGAUGGACUAAAGACCCUGAAAACUCAGUCAAGUUUGGUUUACACAUGAAGAAACAAAGAGCUCCUCCUUUGCACUUUUGGUUGUUUUCAAUAAUUGCUUUUGUUUAGGGUGAUUCUGUGGACUGGGAUCUUUAAAUGACUGAAGCAAGGGGAAGAAGGGUUGUAUGUUCUGCUUUUUUUAAUAAGGAGAAGAAUUCAAAAAGUGUUUGCAGGUCCUUCCUAUCAUACAGGCAUAUGUGACAGUUCAAAUUUUCUUACUGACCAUGGUAUGCUUAAUAAUACACGUAUACAUAGCCCCAGUCUGUGCCUCUCGUGUAAUACCAUUUACACUGAGUUACUUAGUUAAAGCAUCAUUUCUUUUCAAAGUUGGAAUCUUUGUAAAAACACGGGUUAUUUAAAAACACUAAAGAUAUUUCCAGAUUCCUUAAAGACUUGUCUUGCAAUUGGAAUGAUGAAAUACUCUAUCUGCUGUACAAUUUAAAAAAAAAAAAAAAAAACUUAUUCCCAUUUAGUAUUCAAAACAAGGACAGUGGCUGAAAAUGUAAUGUUUCUAAACUCAGUAUACAGAUAAUUAAAACAUUUAUUGUCAGUUGUUAAUUGUCUAAACUGAUGGCUCUGUCAACUAUUUUAUUUGCAUACAAAAUUAUAUGCCUUUCCACCUGGACUAGGAAAAAGAGCUUCCUGGGAAAAUGGAUUAAGAAAUGCAGUAAAAUAUGCAGGAGACGAAGAAGAAAUUCUCAUUCAUUCAUUUGUUUUUUCUGACAUGUUGUCCAUCCACCUUUUGGGUUUUUAAAAAGAUUUUGGGGUAUCCUUCAGACAAAUGUAUCUGUGGGAAACACUUAAUUCAGCUUUGGAGUCAGUGUUGAGCCCUGUCUAGAAGCAAUAACCUCAACAGCUUCUUAAAUAACUCUUAAUAAUAAAGAGGGGAAGCUAUUCAAAGCCUGUGCAUCUGAGAUGCUUAAUGUUCACUAGUCUGCAGGUGGCUAGUUAAUACCACUGUUUGGGAACCAGACCUCCACCCAGUAUUUGCUGAAGUAGAUGGAAUGUAAUUAUCUAUCUGCCACAUUCAUUCUCAUGAAGAUCCAUUUCUUUAUGGUGUCAGAUAUGAAAUUUUAUUAGUGUGGGCCACCUACAUCUUAAAGAUUAACUUCCUGAAGUUUUAGAAUGCACAAUAAUAUUCGUAGCUCCAGAAAAAUUGAUCAACUAAAAAAACAGCAUAUAUGAUAUCUGCCUAAAAUGUUGUCAAUAAUCAAGCCUACACAAAGGAAUAAAUAUCACCUUUUAUUCUAAAGUUUCACAGUUUUAGGCACAAUAAAGCAACCAGGCAUGUGCAACUGGUACUCUAACUCUGAAUAUCACUGUCAAAUGUCUUGCAGUAAUCUGCUGUAUGAAGUGGGAGCAUGGUUUAAAUGUCAGUUUCACUGUUUCUAUUAUUCAAUCUAAUACUGCUUCUGAUGAACACCAGUUUUUGUUAAACUAGUCUCUUUUUCUGGUUAUCUUUGCUCUCUUUAGUUUUUCAGGAAGAGGUGGAACUUUGGUAUGUGGCAUUAUCAGUGUUUAUCUUAGUGUUAAACAUGAAGCUGAUCACGUCAUGCCAAACCUGGUACUGCAUGGUACAUGUUGAAAGUUGUUUCCUCAUCGGUGUGAUGAGAAUGGCUUGUUAUUAACGUGCUGUUGGAUGAAUCGAACCAACACUAGUUACUGCCUACAUAACAAAAAACACCUCUACAUCUUUGUCUGGGAAAACAUGAAAAUAUACAGAUUGUCACUUGGUUGGCAAAAUUUGCACACAUAUACACAAAGAACGGUGCAUUUGUGUUAUAGAGGGUCAGGUUUAUGCAGUAGCAAUGGGCUGGGGAGCGACCUUGGAAGGAACAGAGCACAAAGCAUUCUAGGUCUUUGAUUGAUUUUCCCCUUUUGAGAGGUAGGGGCUAAUACAGCCCUGUUUUGGAUUUCUCUGAUCAUAGACAACAAAUGAAAAGAUAUCUAUAGCUUUGCACUACAUAGACAUCUUAGUUUUAGAACUGUUCCCAGCGGUAAAAUCCAUCUUUAAGAACAAACAGCUACAUCAACAAAUUAAAAGAGGCGCUGAUCUGAAAAUAGGAAGAAUUCUCAUUUAAAUAGCUAAAAUAUGAUCAGAUAUGCAGAUAUGAGUGUGUUUCUAAUGAAGGCCUGGUUCUGGACAACAAGAGCAUUUUUACAAUGUAAUUGUUACUUUUGAAAGAUAUUUUGGUUGUGAUGGGACAUGUCACGUUGUAGUGCUGCCCUUACUUGUAGUGUUUGAAAAUUAACUUUUAUGACAAACAGCGGUGCACCCAAGGCACUAGGGCAGACAUGAGUCUUAGAUGACUGGCCCAUCAGAAUCCAACUAUUAAGGGGUUUAAUUGGGCACUGAAGAGAUUGCAUACUGCCUAAAGCAAAGUGAAUUAUACUUUAGAUGGAAUGUACAAUCAAAUAAUAUCUUUUCAUGUUUCUCUCAGACUCAUCAGAGUCACCCUGACAUGAAAACAUCAGUUUUAGUUAGUACUUCAAAGUGAAACAUCCUCUCCUGCUGUGGUUUUCACUCACCGCUAUCAGUGAGUGCAACACAGCGCAGUCAAAUGCUGCCUUUUUGGUGACACCUCGAAAGCACCACAUGAUCUACUUUUUUACAGCCAUGUUGUCAAGUCAUUUGGCAAUGAUAUUUGAAGAAAAAUUCUACACAGGGGGUUGAAGACACUCAGACUCCAGCGACACUAGUGAUGACCCAGUCCCUCUUCAAGGCCAUUCCUGGUUCUAGGUAGAACAGGUGACAAGCUUUUUUUAUUUAUUGCUUAUAGAGUUCUAGUCCCCUCUAUUUGGUCUUUAGAGAACUGACUGAAGCGUGCACACUUUUGACUCCAUGCUGUCUUGUGAGAUAAGAGACACUCCUUUUGAUUUAAGUGACCCCAUGACAUUUUCUCAAGGGUCACCGUCAUCACAGAUUUUAUAUGUCAAGCUCCUGUUAAUUCACAGCAAUAAUUAAGUCAUUGGUAUGUUUGGCUAGGGUAGGGAAAUCAUGUACACCAAUGCGAUCGUUUUGUUGUGAUUAUAUAAACAGGCCCCACAUGCUUUUAUUAAGGUGAAGAACUGGACUGAAUGUAGUAAAUGCCUGCUGUUUUGUUAUGCCAGAGUGUAAUGGCCUGUGGAAGAAACAGUCAUACAGAGAACAUCAGAAACCCAUUAGGAUUUGUUUCAUGCCUUAGGAUGUUAUAUUAUGGACCAGGGAUUUAAUACAAUGUCCUAAUUGUUGUAAUUGCUUCAUCCAUACUGUAUUUAUCAGAAAUUGUUCUCUUUGAAAUUUAGUGUUGAUGAGGGGAAGAGUGUCACAGUAUGAUGAGAAAACAAUGAGUCUGCACAUGUUCAAUCAGUAUUGAAACAUUGGACUGGCCCAGUAUUAUAUACUGAUUAUAUUCAUUGGUAGUUAAGUAAAAUAAUAUAAUCAUAUCAUGCUUUUGAUUUACAAAACUGACAUAAAAAAAAACCAACUAAAUGAAGUAAAUGAGUAAAUGUUGUUGCGUCAUGCAAUACAUGAAGGUAUUGUAUGACACACCCCAUAGUCAACUGUUGUAUCUCAAACGUACUUUGAUAUUUCUACAUCAUAAUAAUUACAUCAUGGCAGAAAAAUGCAGCAUCAAUAUCAAAAAGUUAUUUUAUUUUCUAAUAAUAAAGGGUCAGUUAUUAUUCACGUUAAAAAAUAAGUCAUCAUUGUCUCUGCUCUUUGGAAGAUCUUGGAAUUGCUUUACUUAUCUUGCAAUUUAAUUGUCAUGUCAUAAUAGGCUAAGUGACAAAAAUACAGAAGUUAUGAUUAAAAAAACUGUCUUCUAGUUAUUUUGGUCUUUCAUUUUGGCCAUUGGUAAAUUUAAUUCAGUUUCAUGCACCUUUGUGUUUCAUCCGUACUGCAUUCCCACUUAGACAAAUGCACUCUGCUAAACGGUAACAGUUGUUGUCAUUUAAAAAUUGUCACUGGGUACUGGAAUUUAUUUUGUAUUUUGUUACUUGUAUUUAAGUUUUUGAAAGUGAACAUGUGGUACAUUGUAAGAAAGAUGCAGACAGUAAAAAGCAGGUGUGUUAUUCUACUUUUGUCAUGCACAUUUCAUUUGAACAGCUUCCAACCCAGACAGCAAGUACUUCACAGAUUUUCUCUGAAGUCGUUACAGGUUGUCUGAAUGGAAGAUCAAGCGUUUGAUCAGAAAGCAACAGUGUACCUUGGCUUCAACCUUACUUGAAACUGUUUUUUGUUGAAAUGUGCUGUAGCUCACGCUCUGUGUGCAUCUGUUGAGUUUUUUUUUCUUGUACUGAAUAAAAAACAUUUUCUUCAACUUCA